UCCUCCCGGAGGAACAGUGCGGAUUUCGACCCGGGCGAUCCACCGUCGAUAUGCUGUUUGUCGUGCACCGCCUUCAGGAGCUGGGGCGGAGAAAGAAAAUACCGCUCUCCAUGUGCUUCGUCGACUUGAAGAAGGCCUAUGAUUCGGUGAAGCGAGAGAUGCCUUGGAAGGUGCUGGCCAGGGCCGGGAUUCCCGCGAAGCUGAUCAAAGUCAUCCGCCAAUUCCACGAUGGAAUGCGGGCCCGGGUGCGCAUGGACGACGGAGAACUAUCGGACUGGUUCUUCGUGACACAGGGCGUGCGACAAGGAUGUGUGCUAUCCCCACUGCUGUUCAACAUCUUCUUCGCCAAGGUCCUCGAGGUCGUUGUCAUCCGAUUAAGCGAGGAUGAUGUUGUUCUGCGGAGCCUGGUGUGCUUGGCGGAGGGGAAGACGGAAGCUCGGGGUGGGAUGGAGACACCUCUUGACCGAGUACGGAGGGCAGUAUGGGGGAUGCUUUGUGCCGAUGACGCCGGCGUCGUAUCGAGGUCUGCAGAAGGACUGGCGAUAAUGAUGACCAUCAUCGUUGAGGUGUUCGGGGAGUUCGGGCCAACGGUGUCGGAAAAGAAGACGGAGGCGCUCCUGAUGCGCGCGAUCUACUCUAGGUGUCUUGCUGGCGGGUGGUGUCCCAAGUACUCGGAAUGGUUCGACGUGGGCCAAGGCCUCCGACAGGGAUGCAACCUGGCCCCGCUACUGUUCAACUUGUUCUUUGCGGCAAUGCUCAUGGUCGCCGUGACCGAGUUCGACAAGGACCCCAAGGUGACGGCGGACAUGGUCAAGAUCGGGACAUAAGUGGAGUACACGGGCAAGAAGGGC
Messenger RNA from Ectocarpus sp. CCAP 1310/34, 851 nucleotides. Lineage: Eukaryota; Phaeophyceae; Ectocarpales; Ectocarpaceae. The record is from the annotation of a GenBank genome assembly.